This is a messenger RNA of Spirodela intermedia, 2640 nucleotides long. NCBI's taxonomy places the organism in Eukaryota, Viridiplantae, Streptophyta, Magnoliopsida, Alismatales, Araceae. The record is from the annotation of a GenBank genome assembly.
AUGAGCCAAAUGAUGCAACAAACUAUAAAUCAAAUGAUGCAACAAACUAUGAAUCAAAUGAUGCAGCACCAGAAACAAAUUAUAGAGGCCCUUGGGAAUAAGAGAGAAGAGGGACAGCUACCUAAUAAGCCCAUAGAAAAUCUAGGGAACCGCCCAACAAUAGGAUUUCAGCAAGAGGAGUCUAGUAGUAUGAAUCUAGGAAAAAACCCACGAAAUGAAAAUGUUAGGACAGUGAAUGCAUUAAGGAGUGGUAAGAUCUUACCUGAUCCUUAUCCCCAAAUAUUAGAAGAAAAAGAAAACGUGGACAACCCAAAACAAAAUCAAAUAGGAGUAGAAGAGGAUUUUAUAGAUUCUACCAAAGAAAUUUCGAAAGAGAGGACAACCAUUUUAUUUCCUAAAGCUCUAGAGCCUAGACAAAGAAAGAAAAAGGAACACAAUGAAGAAAUAAAGAAAAUUUUAUAAGAUGUGAAAAUUAGUCUUCCUUUACUCACUGCCAUUGAACAUAUUCCUGAAUAUGCUAGAGUUUUGAAAGAAAUGUGUACACCAAAAAGGGCACCUAGAGUAGAAAAAUUAUCUAUGCAUGCUAGUGCAUUAUUAUUAAAUCAAUUACCAUAUAAAUUGAGAGAUACAAGUGCCCCUUUAAUUUUGUAUGAUAUUAGUGGAUUCAUUUUUCAUAAUGCAUUACUUGACACCGGUGUUAGUAUUAAUUUAUUACCUAAAAGUAUUUGUGAUAAAUUUAAUAUUUCUGAUCUUAAACCUUCUACUGUUACCUUACAAUUUGCUGAUAGAUCCAUAAAACAUCCUAAAGGUUUUUUAGAAAAUGUGAUAGUGACAGUUAAAGGGUGUAAAUUUCCAGUUGAUUUUGUAGUGCUGGAAAUGGAUUUUAAUGGACAGUUUUAUGAUACGCCAAUCAUCCUAGGGAGACCAUUUUUGCAUACAGCAAAGAUGAAUAUUGAUUUUCCCACAGGUAUUGUGAAAAUUUCAUGUGGAGAUCAAUCAGUAGAAAUUAAAAUUUUUGAGGUACCAAAUGAUCUUAAGAAAUCACAAGUAUAUGAUUGUCAUACCAUAGAUCUUCUAGAUGAUUUUGAUGAUCCAGAUGUUAUUGAUGACUGUGUGCUGGAAGAAUUAGAGGAAAUAGAGAAUAUAAAUUUAGGAGAAAAGAAAGAGGAAGAUCAUCUGAAUUUAGAGUUGAAACCCCUUCCCUCUAGUUUAAAAUAUAUGUUUUUGGAGGAAAAUAAUUCAUUUCCUGUUAUUAUUGCAGCUGAUUUGAGUGAUGAACAGGAAGAAGAAUUAUUAGAUGUACUUCGAAAAAAUAAGAAGGCUAUGGGCUGGAAAAUGGACGAUCUAAGGGGCAUUGAUAUGAGUGUAUGCAUGCAUAGUAUAUAUCUAGAGGAGGGGGCCAGAACUAGCAGGGAACCACAACGAAGAUUAAAUCCUAACAUGAUGGAAAUUGUAAAAAAAGAAAUUUUAAAGUGGCUGGCUACUGAUAUUAUUUAUCCUAUUUUAGAUAGCAAAUGGGUUAGUCCUACACAAGUAGUGCCAAAAAAAUCAGGGAUCACGGUUAUAAAAAACGAAAAUGAGGAUGAAAUACAAACAAGAUUAACUACCGGUUGGAGAGUUUGUAUUGAUUAUAGAAAAUUAAAUUCAGUUACUAGAAAAGAUCAUUUUCCCCUACCAUUUACUUAUCAAAUUCUAGAAAAAUUAGCUGGAAAAAACUUUUUUUGUUUUCUAGAUGGAUACUUUGGUUAUAAUCAAAUUUAUAUAAACCCUUUAGAUCAAGAAAAAACAACUUUCACUUGUCCAUUUGGUACUUUUGCUUUUAAACGCAUGCCUUUUAGUUUGUGUAAUGCUCCAGCCACAUUUCAAAGAUGUAUGCUGUCUAUUUUUUCUGAUAUGAUUGAAAAAUGCAUGGAAAUUUUUAUGGACGAUUUUUCUGUUUUUGGUGAAUCAUUUGAUGAAUGCUUAAAUCAUUUACAGCAUGUACUUGAGAAAUGCAUAGAGAAAAAAUUAGUUUUGAGUUGGGAGAAAUCACAUUUUAUGGUUAAAGAGGGAGUUGUGUUGGGUCAUAUUGUGAGUAAAAGGGGUUUAGAGGUGGAUAGAGCAAAAAUUGAUAUUAUAUCUAAAAUGAAACUUCCAAAUUUAGUAAAACAGAUUAGAUCUUUCUUGGGUCAUGCAGGUUAUUACAGAAAAUUUAUUCAAGAUUUUUCGAAGAUUUCUAAACCUCUCACCAUGCUAUUAUCUAAAGAUGUGCCUUUCAAUUUUGAUGAGAAAUGUUUUGAGUCUUUUUCCGAAAUAAAAAGAUUACUUACUGAGGCACCCAUUUUACAAGCUCCUGAUUGGUCCCUUCCCUUUGAAAUAAUGUGUGAUGCAUCAAAUUAUGCAGUGGGGGCCGUUCUAGGACAAACAAAAGAGUCAAAACCCAUAGUAAUUUCAUAUGCUGGUAAAACUAUAUCCGAUGCUCAAUUAAAUUAUACCACGACUGAAAAAGAGUUGUUAGCUAUAGUAUUUUCGUUAGAAAGGUUUAGAUCAUAUAUUUUGGGAGCUAAAAUUAUUAUUUAUACUGAUCAUGCAGCAUUAAAAUAUCUGUUAAAUAAGAAAGAUGCAAAGCCACAUUUAUUAAGAUGGAUUUUAUUGUUGUAG